AGUAACGAAUUAAGAUGGCGAUACUGAUUCCAUAGCGACAUGAUAGGUGAAUGAAAGUAGCGAAUAGCGACAAAGGUCACACUCUCACUCACACUAUCGUCGUUUCUCGUGUAUGUAAAUGGUAUUGCGAGUGUGGAUUAGUUUCAUCGUCUGAUCAAAACGGUUUCUUGCGGUUAGUGGAUGUAGGUUUGGACUUUGGAGUCAGAGUGGUUGCCGAUAACACGUGAAGUGGUCCUCUGAGCACUGAACUGUUGUUGAUUCUAAUUUACAGACUAUUGAGAACAUGGACUUAGAAGGUAGUGUAAAGGAUUCAGUGGUUACUCAGAUUAGCAUCGGUGGAUUUGAUAGUGAGAUCAAAGCUAGUGAUCUUGUGAAGUACUUGGAGACUAAAAUUGGAAUGGUAGACAGGUGUCGAUUGAAGACUUCUUGUACCCCUCCGGAGUCUUAUCCGGAAUUUAAUAUAAUUGAUACUGCACAGAUUAAAAAAUCGGAUGACUAUAAGAAGGUGGAGCCUCACGCCUUUGUGCAUUUUGCAUCUCAUGCAUCUGUGACUGCAUCCCUGAAUGCUUCAGGUUGUUGUGAUCUAUUUUUGAAUAAUAAACCCUUGAAGGUUAGCUGUGGGCCCGAAAAUCCAUACUUCCUGAACCAAAGGAGGAGAACUACAAUUCCUUUUAAGAUGUCUGAUGUACUUGUUGAAAUUGGGACUUUGGUUAGCCCAGGGGAAUUUUUUGUUGCUUGGAGAGGACCUGAUAAAGGAGUAAAAUUUCUAGUGGAUCCAUUUGAUGGCAUGUGCAGGCUUUGUUUCAGUAGAGAUACUGCAUUCUUAUUCAAAGGAGUAGAAAAAAAAGUAGUGAUAAAGUGUGAUUUUCAGGUGGGGUUCCUGGUUAGAGACAUUAAUGAGAUUAGGAGAUACAAUGAUACAUCGUAUCUUGUUGUUUUAUUACACCUAGCUUCUUCACCUCUGGUUUGGUACAGAACUGCCGAUGAUGACAUUGUAGAGUUAGUACCAUUUGAUUUGCUGGAUGAUGAUGAUCCUUGGAUUAGGACCACUGAUUUUACACCUAGCGGGGCCAUUGGUCGAUGCUCUUUUUAUAAAAUUUCAAUCCCGCCUCGUCAUGGUGCAAAACUGAUGAAGGCCAUGCUUUAUCUGAAAGGUCAACGAGUGCAAGUGCAAGAUCUUCCACUUAAACAGACACUUAGGACAGUGAAUGAACCUAAUUUUGGGGUGCCCAUGUCAGAUGCGUUCUUCUACAUAGAAUUUCAGGAGGGCAUUCCUUUUGACAUAAUGUUUUUAGUCAAUGCUAUUGUACAUAAAGGCAUAUUCAAUCAGCACAGGUUGUUGGAUAGGUUUUUUGAGUUGCUGAGAAAUCAACCAAGGGAGCUCAAUGUGGCUGCCCUAAAGCAUUUAUGUUCUUACAAGCGUCCAGUAUUUGAUGCAACUAAGAGGUUAAAAACAGUCCAAGAAUGGUUGCUCAGAAAUCCAAAACUUUAUCAGAGCUCUAAACAGUUGGAUGAUAUUGUUGAGGUUAGAAGAUUGGUUAUUACUCCUUCAAAAGCUUAUUGUAUACCCCCAGAAGUUGAAUUGUCCAACAGGGUUCUGAGAAAAUUCAAAGAAGUUUCAGAUUGUUUCUUGAGAGUUGCCUUUAUGGAUGAAGGCAUGCAGACAAUGAAUAUGAAUGCUCUUAACUAUUAUGUUGCUCCUAUAGUGAAGGAAAUCACAUCAAACUCUUUUCCACAGAAGACAAAAAUAUAUAAAAGGGUGAAGACUAUCUUGGAAGAGGGAUUUCACUUUUGUGGCCGAAAAUAUUCAUUUUUAGCCUUUUCAUCCAAUCAACUUAGGGAUCGUUCUGCUUGGUUUUUUGCCGAAGACAAGAACAUAAGAUGUGAUGAUAUACGAAAUUGGAUGGGCAAGUUUAAUCAGAGGAAUGUUGCAAAAUGUGCUGCUAGGAUGGGACAAUGCUUCUCAUCUACUUAUGCAACUGUUGAAGUUGGUGCUGUUGAAGUUAACUCUAUGUUACCUGACGUUGAGAGGAAUAAUUAUGUUUUCUCUGAUGGUAUUGGUAUUAUCACUCCUGAUCUAGCCAGGGAAGUUGCAGAAAAAUUGAAAUUGGACAAUGUACCCUCUGCUUACCAGAUCAGAUAUGCCGGUUGUAAAGGGGUUGUAGCCUCUUGGCCUGCUAAAGGGGAUGGUGUCAAGCUUUCUUUGAGGCCUAGUAUGAACAAGUUUCAAUCUACUCAUACUAUCUUAGAGAUCUGUGCUUGGACCAGGUUUCAGCCCGGUUUUCUUAACAGGCAGAUUAUAACAUUGCUUUCAGCAUUAGAAGUGCCCGAUGACAUAUUUUGGCAAAUGCAGGAAGCAAUGCUUUUGAAGUUAAAUCAAAUGCUUGUGGAUGCAGAUAUCGCUUUUGAUGUUCUCACCAAAUCAUGUGCUGACCAUGGAAAUGCUGCAGCAAUAAUGUUAAGUUGUGGCUUCAGUCCCCAAACAGAACCUCAUCUUAGAGGUAUGUUAAUUUCUACACGUGCUGCACAGCUUUGGGGACUUAGAGAAAAGUCCAGGAUUUUUGUAUCAUCUGGGCGAUGGUUGAUGGGUGUCUUAGAUGAGUUUGGCGUGCUUGAACAAGGGCAGUGCUUUGUUCAAGUGUCAACUCCUUCUCUUGAAAAUUGUUUCUCAAAGCAUGGUUCAAGGUUUUUAGAGACAAAGAACCUGCAUGUAGUUAAAGGUUUUGUGGUUAUAGCCAAAAAUCCUUGUCUUCAUCCGGGAGAUGUAAGAAUUUUGGAGGCAGUUGAUGCCCCCAAUUUACAUCAUUUAUAUGACUGUCUUGUUUUCCCUCAAAAGGGUGACAGACCCCAUACAAAUGAAGCUUCUGGAAGUGACCUUGACGGGGAUCUAUAUUUUGUCACAUGGGAUGAAAAUCUUAUACCACCAAGUAAGAGGAGCUGGAUACCUAUGGAGUACGCCCCUCAAGAAAGCAAACUUCAAACUCGUCAAGUCACUACCCGGGACAUCAUAGAAUUUUUUGUCAGAAACAUGGUAAAUGAAAAUUUGGGUGCAAUCUGCAAUGCACAUGUGGUACAUGCUGAUUCCAGUGACUAUGGUGCCUUGGAUGAGAAAUGCAUACUCUUGGCUGAGCUAGCGGCCACUGCUGUUGAUUUUCCAAAGACCGGUAAGCUUGUUACCAUGCCUUUUCAUCUGAAACCAAAACUGUACCCUGAUUUCAUGGGGAAAGAGCAGCAUCAAUCUUACAAGUCAAAGAAAAUACUGGGUAAACUUUACCGGCGUAUCAAAGAUGCUUAUGAUAAAGAUAUUGAUGCAGCCGAUUUGAACUUUGUGACUGGUGAUAUACCAUAUGAUAAAGAUCUCGAGAUUCCAGGAUCUGCUGAUUUUAUUGCUGAUGCAUGGGAUAAAAAAUGUUCGUAUGAUGGCCAGUUAAGUGGGCUACUUGGUCAAUAUAAAGUAAAAAGAGAAGAAGAAGUAGUUACUGGACAGAUCUGGUCCAUGCCAAAAUACAAUAGUAGGAAACAAGGGGAGCUUAAGGAGAGGCUGAAGCACUCAUACAGUGCCCUGAAAAAAGAAUUUAGGUACGCAUUUGAGAAAUUGAAUUCAGAUGUUGGAGAAUUAAGUGAGGAUGAAAAACAUUUGUUGUAUGAACAGAAAGCUUCGGCCUGGUAUCAGGUGACAUAUCAUCCCAAAUGGGUGAAAAAAUCCCUUGAUCUGCAAGAUAACUCCCCAGAAAACCAAGGGGCUAAUGGUUUGGGAAGUAUGGUGAUGUUGAGUUUUCCUUGGAUUGCAGUUGAUUACCUAGCUCGCACAAAGAUAAGGCAUCAGCGUCAGAGAUGUGGGAAUUUUGAUUCAACUAAGCCAGUUGAUUUACUGGCAAAGUUUCUGUCUGAAAGGUUAUAAUUCUUGAGUUUCCUCUUGGCGACAAGGCCUCUCUGCCAUUCUCAUAUGUUAACGGUGAACUUGUGUUGUAUAUCCCUCGUAAACUGCUUUACUUUUUUUCUUGUAAUUAUGUUUGUUCCCAAGUCACGAAUCGCUUUUACUCUCGAGUUUUUCAUACUGUAAUUGACAGAAUGUUUUACUGGUCUUUUGUUGUGGAUGUGGUUAUAGACUUAUUAUUAAAUUAUGGAUUCUGAGCUUUUUAAAUGUUCUCCAAACAAUGGUGAAACUAUUAUUGAGAUCUGUGUGUAACAUUCAUACAUAUUUUAAGCAAUUGUGAAAUUAUU
Messenger RNA from Cajanus cajan (pigeon pea), 4224 nucleotides. The record is from RefSeq and is a predicted model, not a curated record. Lineage: Eukaryota; Viridiplantae; Streptophyta; Magnoliopsida; Fabales; Fabaceae.